Messenger RNA from Ramularia collo-cygni, 525 nucleotides. RefSeq names its product probable F1Fo-ATP synthase subunit 7, mitochondrial. The transcript has 4 exons. Gene Ontology annotation, biological process: proton motive force-driven ATP synthesis. Gene Ontology annotation, molecular function: proton transmembrane transporter activity. The record is from RefSeq and is a predicted model, not a curated record. The coding region runs from base 1 to 525 and encodes 174 amino acids. Lineage: Eukaryota; Fungi; Ascomycota; Dothideomycetes; Mycosphaerellales; Mycosphaerellaceae.
AUGGCGGCUACGCGUUCUGCAGCCCUCAAAGUCGACUGGGCCAACCUUGGCUCCAAACUUGGUCUCAGAGGCAACACUGCCGCCGCGCUCGCCAACUUCAAGAAGCGCAACGACGAUGCGCGCCGCCGCGUCCAGGUCCUUUCUCAGGAGUCCCAGACCGUCGACUUCGCGCAGUACCGCAGCAUCCUGAAGAACCAGGACGUCAUCAACGACAUCGAGAAGCAGUUCAACGCUUUCCAGCCCAAGAAGUACGAUGUGCAGCGACAGAUCAAGGCUAUUGAGGCCUUUGAGGCACAGGCUGUCAAGAGCGCCGAGGAGACCAAGGGMAAGGUCGAUGCUGAGCUGAAGGACUUGGAGAAGACUUUGACCAACAUUGAGUCUGCUCGGCCAUUCGACCAGCUCACCGUGGACGACGUGGUCACAGCUCGCCCAGACAUUGACAAGCGCGUUGAGCAGCUGGUAUCAAAGGGUCGCUGGUCCGUUCCAGGCUACCAGGAGAAAUUCGGCAACCUCUCUGCGAUAUAG